This is a messenger RNA of Closterium sp. Naga37s-1, 3207 nucleotides long. NCBI's taxonomy places the organism in Eukaryota, Viridiplantae, Streptophyta, Zygnematophyceae, Desmidiales, Closteriaceae. The record is from the annotation of a GenBank genome assembly.
AUGCAGCUGUCAUUCCAGCUGCACCACAUGCACGAGCAGGAGGACAGAGAGCACGCGGGUCUCAUCAGCGGCCGCGGCAUCCGCGCGUACGAGCCGCCCACCAUCCGCAAGAUGUACGACACGGUCACGCAGCCCACGCUCUCCACCACCCCUUCGUCUCCUGAAGUUCUCGGCUCCAGACCGCCAGCGCCAACCUCGCCGUCAAACGCGGAGAACCAGCAACCCGCGUCUUCCGUCACCUCCGCCUCUUCCGGCGCCCCGCCAUCCGCGGGAGCGUUCUCGUUGAUUCAAGAUCUGCUAUCGGGGCAGCGGCUAUUCAGCGAGGUGUUGCCAUGGUCUCGCUCUAACCCCCCGGCGGACGCCGCCAACUCGGGCGACGCGCUUCUCAAGCAGGCCGGACUCGACGGCUUCACUCUCUUGUCGCCCAACGCCCAGUCGCAGAACCAGUCGCCGGCCAUCGCACAGUCGCCGCAGAAGGAGUCUACUGCGUCGCAGGCGGCAAGCGUGGGGCUGCUACCGGUCGGCAAUGAGGGGGCGGACUCUGAGUUCGCGUCUUCCCCGCAAAGGUCCUCCGCGCUUUCCCCCGCAGCCAGCGCGGAUACCGCUGGCGGAAGCCCCCCCUCCGUUCCGCGGCUGUCUCGUGUGCGCCGAUCUGCACAUCGGGCUAGCGCAGUCUCCGUGUCUUCCCCCGCCUCCACCUCUGCGCUCCGAACCCCCUCAUCGGCGCAAUCUGCGCGUGCCCCCUCCCCUUCGCGCAUCGUCAGCCUCUCAGAAAAUUCCCCCUCGUGCGUCGGACAGAAAGUAUCCCCCUCUUCGAACGCCACGUCAUCCGUCGUCGCGCAGCAGACUCCUCUCCGGGCGCUGACGCCCGCACAGCAGCUGCGCGCCGAGCUGGCGGAGCGGCGCAGCGGCGCGGCGGCCAAGCUGUUCUCGGACGCCGCGAAGGAAGCGCUGCUCGUGCGCGCGGGGCUGCUGCCGGGGCCCGCGGAGGCAGGCGCGACCCGCGCUCGCAGCAGCGAAGAAGGCGCAGGCGCGGGGGACAGCGCGGGCGGAAUCCGCGCAACGCUGGCGGAAAGAGUGGCGCAGUCGGCGUCCGCCGGUUCCGGCAGCGCGGCGCCAAGCAAAAUCGAGGAAGGGUGGCAAUCGGAGAGCGUGGCGGAGUCGCUGAGGCUGAGUGGGGAGCUGCGGAGCAGGCUGAGGGCCGCACUGGGGGAGAGGGAAUGCGCCAAGAGCGGUGAGAAUGAGGCGUCCGUUCAGGCGCACAGGGGCACAUCCGCGUCGCACCACCGGGGCGCGCCAGGGCGUGGCGGCGGCAGCGGACAGCUGUGCGGCCGCCUGCUGCUGCUACUCGUCGUCGCACAAGGUCUUUAUAUUCUCAAGCUUAAAUUCUCCUCGCGAUCUGACGCGCAGCGGCAGAGCGCCGCGACGGCUGCCCAGGGCCAAUCGAACGGCCACGAUCUGACGAAGCUGUUCAGCGCAAGCGGCGCGGGAAGCGCGCAGCGGGAGGCCGACGCGGAUUCGAUUCACCUCGGCGGCCCGCGGACCUACGAAGCUUCGCGUGGCGCCUCGGGAUACGCGGGCGACGAGCGCAAGUGGGUGCGGAAAUUCGCUGGCGGCGGCAUCGAUGCGAAGGACGACUCGGAACCGCGCGAAGCGACUCGGAGAUUCGCCGGCGGCGGAGGCGAGGAGGCGGAGCGGAAAGGCGUAGAGUUUAGGAGCGGCGAUGAUGAUUGGAUGGUGGAUGGAACAAAGACGACUCGGCCUCUGUUAGUAGAUGAGGAGAGCACAGGGCGCGGGGGAAAGGGGCGAGAGGAGGCGGAGCGGACGGGCGUGGAGUUUCGGAGCGGCGACGAUGAUUGGAUGGUGGACGGGACUAAAACGACUCGGCCGUUGAUAGUAGACGCGGAGAGCGGGGGGGACGGGGGAGGCAGGGGGGAGGAGGCGGAGCGGAAAGGCAUGGAGCUGAGGAGCGGCGAUGAUGAUUGGAUGGUGGACGGGAUGCAGAGCGGCCAGGAGGUGCUUGUAAAUGAGGACACGUGGCACGGCAGGAGAACGGAUGACGAUCGGGGGAGGGGGAGGGGGGGAAGCGGACGAGGGAGUGGAGACGACAUGGGGGUGGACGAAGGGGGGAUGGCGGAAGGGGGAGCGGGGGAAGGUGAGGGCAGAGGGAGCGGCAGGGGGGGAGAGAGUGGGGGAGCGAACGAGGAGGAGGGGGAAGGGGAGGGGGAGCCGGUUUGGCAGUCCCCAUUGGACGAGCCGUCCGAGUGGUCCCCACUGCAGGGCGCUCCUGACGGGCUGACGUGUCGCUCGUGGCUGCAGGAGGCUGAUGACGUGGCGUUUGGGAGGGACUUUGAGAAGCAGCCAAUUGCAGUGAUGGCAUAUGAGAUCCCGCGUAGGUACCCGUGCGACGUGCCGUGCGAGAUGGUCGGCAAGCGCCGCCCGGCGGAUCUGGACGCCAGCCUGGCGGGCAACGUGCCUCGGCACAAGGCGGUGCUGCGAUCCAUGGAGCCAAGGGGGUACUAUGCGAGCAACAACCCUGCAUGGGCGCACAAGGAUCAUGCUGUGGUGAUGACAGUGCAUCACGACUCAGACGGGCCAGUGCAGUACGGAUCAUGGGAGGAGUAUGAUGUCAUGCGCCCGCCUGUAAACAAGACCGCCUCGGCUCUUGCUGCUGCCUUCAUCAGCAACUGCCACGCCAACAGCUUCAGACUCGAAGCAGUAAAGGAGCUCAGUCGGCACAUGGAGGUGCACUCAUACGGCCGCUGUCUCAACAACAAGCCGUACGAAACCGACAAGCUGCCCGUGCUGGCCCAGCACUUCUUCUCUCUCGCAUUCGAGAACACCUGUGAGGCCGACUACGUCACUGAGAAGUACUGGCAGUGCCUGGUCGCCGGCUCUAUCCCCGUCGUCAUCGGCGCCCCCAACAUAGCCGAUUUCGCGCCCUCCCCGAACUCCUACCUGGAAAUCAAAUCUUUGGAGGAUGUGCCGAGGGUGGCGCAGCAGAUGGUUAUGCUCGCUGGUAACCAGACGGCGUAUGAUGAGAUGCUCGCACCGGAUCCGGAGAAAGGACCUGGAUGCUGCCAAAACCCGCCGCCCUUGCCGGUGCGAGGCGCCGGGGAAGCGCAAGGGGGAGAAGCUGGUGGUAUACCACCUGUACGUGAGAGAACGGGGGACGUUCCACUUUACCUCAGUGUUCUUGCGCAGUGA